CACUUGAUGGCAACAGAAUCCUCGAAGAAUGAGAUAGCACUGAACCACAGUGAGCCUGCGGGCUCGAAUACGGCAAUUCCGUCUCUUUCACAACCCACACUCCCUCCGCCAGAACAGUGCGUCAUCUGCCUCGACCACAUCUCUGAUAAAGCGAUUGCCCUCCCGUGCCGCCACGACCAAUUUGAUUUCUCAUGCUUGGGAACAUGGCUACAACGGCAGCAAGUCUGCCCAUUGUGCAAAUGCCAAGUUACAGCGAUCAGAUUCAAUAUUGGCGACGGCGGUGAGCAGAGGAGUCAGGUUUUCCAUCUUCCUCCCGAGAAUGCGCACGCAGGUCGAAGCACUCGCGGGCUUUCCGCCGCGGCUGCUCGGCAGCGACGAUUCAGGCAAGGUCGAGCAUAUGGAAGAGGGGGAAACCACAGCAACGCGAGAGGCGCGCAAUCUGAAGUUUUGAAAGAUACCGCGCUCGACUUUCGCAGACAGGUGUACCGCCAGAAACUCUACUCACUCCAUGUGGGCACAAAUCGCAUCUCUCGCUACCAGAAUCUGACGCCGUCGUCUUUUGCAACAGAUGAGCGUCUGAAGUCCCGAGCCCGAAUGUGGAUCCGACGUGAACUUCAAGUCUUCAGUUUCCUCGAUCCCAGCGCUCCGCAGCCUUCGCGUCCUGAAUCCACGGACCGCCGCGCCAGUAACGCGGACUUUUUACUUGAGUACAUCAUUGGGAUCCUGAAGUCGAUUGAUUUAAAAGGCAGCGCCGGGCAAGCGGAGGAGUUAUUGAAAGAUUUUCUGGGCCGCGACAAUGCUCGGCUGUUUUUGCAUGAACUGGAAGCUUGGUUACGAAGUCCGUACGAGCAUCUCAAUGAUUGGGACCGGGCAGUGCAGUACGCGAUGCCGUCAGUGUUGGAGCCUGACAAUGAUAAGUCGAGACACGCGCGAAGCAACGGCAUUUCCUGUCGCCAGACGAGUAGGACGAAACCACCCGACAUAGAGCCAGGCGUGCCUCGAUGGUUCUCGGAGAGAUUUGUGCUUGGGGACGAAGGUCCACGGACGCGGCGAACAUGGAACACAUCGUGAUCCGCGGGCUUGUAUCACGCAGAGCUGAAUUGUGGCAUACAUGCGCCAUUCUUGAUGCUCCAGCUGAGAUGAUGACAAAGUGCUGAACAGUCCACGAUGGCUAUGAGAGAUGGAUGUAUGAUAUACCAUAGACACGAAAUGCGGCGAUAGACUUACAAACGCUGUUUCUCUGCGACUGUCUUGUGCCGACAUUUGUGAAAGCGAAUACUGCCUCUUGAUUUCCAAUCCCCCGCUUGGCAGUGAAGCUUCUCUGAGAC
This is a messenger RNA of Cladophialophora immunda, 1328 nucleotides long. RefSeq lists its product as uncharacterized. The coding region runs from base 7 to 1071 and encodes 354 amino acids. The record is from RefSeq and is a predicted model, not a curated record. Gene Ontology annotation, biological process: protein monoubiquitination; protein polyubiquitination. The transcript has a single exon. NCBI's taxonomy places the organism in Eukaryota, Fungi, Ascomycota, Eurotiomycetes, Chaetothyriales, Herpotrichiellaceae. Gene Ontology annotation, molecular function: ubiquitin protein ligase activity.